ACAUUUUGCACACGUUUAACUUAACGCAGCCAUUACGUGUAUCUAUAAAUAACAAGGAAACACUUAAUCCUUUUACCAGUCAAAUCGAAACUGGUAUUUGUUUUAUUUUAACAGGUGUUUCAAAUCUUUGACCAUAGAUAUUAUGAACGUGUGUGGUGAUGAAGUGCAGUGUGACGGGAUGAGUGAAGGAAGAGUAUCGCUGAAAGGCCUUCAAAGUGGGGUAUUGGUCGAGCCAGAAGAAAUAUCCAAAGUGUUACCAAACAUCGCAACUAAAGCGGUUCAUCCGUCGGACGAUUUUCAUAUUGCUACAAGCACGGAAGCUUGUGUUGCUUCAGCAAGGGCACCUUCUAAUAGUUCUGAAAUUUCCUCAAACGAAUAUGAAACAGAUUAUGCAAACAUAACUGUUGUAAAACAGCAGUUACCAACAACACCCCAGCAACCGCUCCGUGAGCAAAUUCAACAGUUGGUUUGUAGACAACAUAAAAACUUUCCGACCUUCAACAAUUUGUCUUCACUCACGCAAACAAACUUAUGCGGAACAUCAAUUCCCAAGUAUCCUACUUUUUCUACGGUUCCCCAAAGAUUAAAGUCUUUUGGAGACGUUUUUCUCGCAGUGUCAACACAACUUCUGAGCGUUGCUGGAUAUUUCUUGGUACAGAAUGGAGGCGAAGAUGCUACACGAUUUUACCAUUGUGGAAUCGGGUUACGCCAUUGGAGUCCAGAAGAUGACCCUUGGGUUGAGCAUGCGCGUUUCUCUCCAAAGUGUGAUUACUUGCUCAGUGCGAAGGGACAAGAAUUUGUGAACUUAAUACAGUUGGCGGUUCAGUAUUCAUCUUAUCCUGCAAAUGCUACGUCAAAUAAAUUGAACCAAACGUCAUCGACGAAUAUGUCUACUUUAACUUCUUCAUCAGAGCAUAGCAUUUCGAAAACUAAAGUGAGAGAGAAUGCUGCAUUACACACCAUCAUGAAGUGUAUGUACUGUAGCCAUAAGGAGGUAUCCCUUGUUUUCCUCCCAUGUGGACACCUCAUCUCAUGCGAUGGGUGUGGCAAGGAUCAACGGAAUUGCAGAAUGUGUGGCUCCAACAUUAAAGGCACAGUGCGCACUUUCCGGGCAUAAGAACACGGAGAAGUUAUAAUACAAAAUAUCAUCUUCAGCCUUUGACUUAUUACUGUUAAUAAACCCUCAAUAUGGCCACCAUAGUGCAUUUCCACAUACAAAUGCGGGAUAUAAACCAGUUUUAACAUGUUUUUGACAUGAGGACUUUGCAAUAUUAUGUUCACUGAUAUGUAUAUACGCGAGUAUUCUGUGCAUAUACACAUGCACACAUGUAUACUGUGUUUUGACAAACUAAUUAUAAUACAUAGUUUCUGCCAAUAAUCGCAUUCUUAAUGUCAAAUGUGGGUAUGCAUAUUAUUACUGGUUUUCGUUUCUUUUUAUGUUUAAUGUGUAUGAAUCGGCUAUCGUAGCAUGUUAUUUAAGACAUAAAACCAAAUAACACAUUAAAUUAAAACACCUUCGAGUUUGAUUUGUAUGUAUUAUUAUAUUCAUAAAAUUGACUUUUCCCAAAGUGUGAUGUUUUAAAAAGUUCAUAUGAACGUAAUACGCUGCAAAUUGCAACGGUAAAAUAAGCCUUAAGAUGUUACAUUUUGGAUCAAGUAAUUAAUAUAAAAUAAAGUAAAAACAUUUUACAUAUUAUGUUUUACAUUAUUAUAUUUACAUAUUCUAAAUGCUCAUAUGUAUUUGAAAUGUUUGUGUUAAUGUUUUUAGUAUAUUGCAUUUCUUCUUUAAAUAUAACAGUGUGUUAGCUAAAUUUUUAUGUACAGUUUUUGUAAACAUGGGCCAUGUAUAGACCAUUUUAUUUUAUUUAAAAAAAUAGAAAAACAAUACAAAUAAAUAAAAUGAAGCGGGAUGACAUCUACAGCGCUUUUCAUAUAGGCGUAUACUUUUUUGAUUGUAAAAAUGAAAAUUAAAUAAUAUAUGGGUUAAAAACUUGACAUUGUUGGGAAGGUAUUUAAGCAUUGUGCGUGUUUUUGUUGCUCGUAGAGUUGUGUUUAAUCGGCCAUCUGAUACUAAAUUGUAUGCAUCAAAAUCCCACUUGACUGUUAUUCAUGGCAGCACUGUUUGAUUUACAGUACUAAACAUAACCUAAAUUUUUAUUUUGUAUGAAGGUAGCAGCUUUGAUUUACUUCAUCGCAGUAGCUUAUCACUUGCAGUGACGGUACUAUAAAUAGAAAAGCUAAGUGAUCUGAUUUUCUAAGCAUCACUAAAUUCAUAGCCAACCAUAGUCGGAAUAUUCAUUCAACAAAAUCCCUUUAGUUCUUACAUCAAGAUUUGUCAGGAACACUUUAAAACUCCCAGUCCUCUUACGAAAAGUUUCGAUUUUCAUUGAUCCGGCAAUGAAAAAAAACCCACUAUUAACAUUUUGUUUAUAAAGAAACAUCACUAACACAUCACUAACGAGCUCUGAUUAUAGAUAUGUAACGUGAUCUCAAUUGACCCUGAUUGAAAAAUGUUGCCGGUUAAUUUUAAUACUCAUUUGUAGACGUUUUAAUUAUAAGCGUAAUGCAUUUACAAAAGAAAAGUGAACAUAUCAAAGAUUAUUGGAUAAACAAGGUCAAAAUAACGACACGUGUUCAAAUAUUGAGUACACUGUUCUUUAAACACAAGGACACACUUGUAUGUGAUAUGGCUCUACAUGAUUAAAAUCACAACCACGCGAAUGCCGAUGUAAACAGAGACCAACGAUAUUGAUUUACUUAGACUAUUUAUAACAUGCGUCCGUAAUGAAUGCCACUAGGUCAAGUGCGCGUAGGACCCAAGUUGGAUAUACAUGUUAUCUGUAUUAUAUGUUAACAUUACAUUCAAGUACAUAAAUAUAUUAUUUAAAUGCAAACUUGUAUUGAAAUGAUUUAA
Messenger RNA from Dreissena polymorpha, 2914 nucleotides. Its product is annotated as death-associated inhibitor of apoptosis 2-like. Bases 143 to 1117 code for a protein of 324 amino acids. Gene Ontology annotation, molecular function: ubiquitin protein ligase activity; cysteine-type endopeptidase inhibitor activity involved in apoptotic process. Gene Ontology annotation, cellular component: nucleus; cytoplasm. Lineage: Eukaryota; Metazoa; Mollusca; Bivalvia; Myida; Dreissenidae. The transcript has 5 exons. Gene Ontology annotation, biological process: positive regulation of protein ubiquitination; regulation of cell cycle; negative regulation of apoptotic process. The record is from RefSeq and is a predicted model, not a curated record.